This is a messenger RNA of Porites lobata, 3018 nucleotides long. The record is from the annotation of a GenBank genome assembly. Lineage: Eukaryota; Metazoa; Cnidaria; Anthozoa; Scleractinia; Poritidae.
AUGUUUUCACUUGGAUAUAAGGUAUGUUCUCAAACAAAAAUAACUGUUGUCCCUCUAAAAGUUUACUUCAUGCUAAGCCAUCGGUUAGUGUAAACACUGCUGUGCAAGUCGGAGGUGUUUACGCCACAGACAAGCUUCGAAGAAUUGAACUUUACCGUGAAGAGGUUUCAAAUAAAAAACAGCUGUAUAUCUGUAUAUUAAGUGCACUUAUAAUAGGAAGUCUGUGAAACAUUUCCUCUUCGUUUGAAUCCAUUCGGCCAAGUCUCUUGUCGGUUGGGAGUGUCAGCACAUUUGUCUUCCGUUCUUUGAGACAGCACUGCUCAGGUUUUUUUAUUUAAUGACCGCAUGAGAAAAUAAACCAACUGACAUUCGGCUUCUGUCUUAAUAAAGACUACUUUCAGCAAUAUACUUGUAUUUAGCAGCCGCUAAAAAGUAGAAACGAAACGGCAAAUUCGAACCACUUUCUUUGAAUACAUUGCAUUGGCUUUUAAACUAGUUUAAAUUGUUCUAAUUAUUUUUUUUUUCGAAAGGAGCAAAGAUAUAUGCAUGGCUUUUAGUGAAUAGUUAUGAAACGUGUCAAAAGUGUCACUUGAAGGAGAAAAAAUUGCUAGCCAUCUAUGUAAUACUAAUUUGUAAUACUCAUUUAAGUGAAAGUCCGAAUAAUGUUUUUUUAAUCGUCUUAUUUUCAUCAGAUUUUAUUGUGGUUAUUUGCCGUUCCACUGAUUUUCAUAGGUCAACGUUCUGCAAGUGCAAGUAAGUAUCAAUAUUAAGGUGCUUUUAGGAUCCAAAUGGCUACUCUUUGAGAGUGUGCUAACCUUAGUGUGUCGGCAUACAAUUUGCACUGCACAACGGGAGGAAAAAAAAAGUCACCACAAACCAACUUAACAACGGUGUAAUAUAACUGUUAUGAACGUAAGAGAUAAUGAGAUUGUAGGUAAAUACACUUUACAAAUAAACUUUAAGAUGUAUUACGUGAGAGAUCAUGCGUGCAAGACAUUAACUAAAGGAAGUAUAACCUUGAUGUGAAAAAAUAGAAUACAGUGAUGAAGCACCAAUAAUGGGAUUAAGCAUUCAGGCUAAAGAACUCAUUGUAGGUGCGGUAUUGUGUUGAAACGUGGUCUGAAACGUUUGUUUACUCUUAAAACCAAAGAAAAACAAGAUUUUUUGAGUCGAUAAUUUGUAAUACAUCGGAAUUUCUCAUUUCAUGUUUGUUUUCAGUCAUAUUUUUAUCGCAUCGUAUCGUUCAUUUAAAAACUGAAAGUGAACGCAAGGAAAAAUAGGAGACGGCUAGGGAUAAUUUAGCAGCAUUACAAAGUACCCACGUCUUGGUUAUCAGCGUUUCCGUUGUAUAUACCGACGCAUACGCGAGUUUAAAGACAGGUUACAAGUAAAAAUUCAGUGGUUAUUACUUGGAUCCAAAUAAUACAGGGGCACCCAACGAGAAUAUAGUUCAAAACCACUUAAACAUAGCACUGUUAAACGUAUUUUAGUAUUUAAACAGUAGAUAUAGGCAUAUUUUUAUCCCCUAAAAAUUUUUCAUCUGUUCGGAUUUCCUAGCUGAAAGCCUAGUGAUGCGAAUAUUAUAGGGAUCAAACCUUACCUUUUCGAAAAUUUCAGCCAGAAAAAAGGCUCCCGAAAAUUCUAGGUGACCUUUUUAGGGUAAAAAUCCGUUAAAAAUAGGCAAUUAUACCAUUUUUUGGAUGUUCGAAAAUCAUAGGAGAGGCAGGCAAGCAAGAAAUUUUACAACAAAUGUUCCGAAAAUUCUAGAUCUAAAAUCGUCUUCCGAACAGAUAUUCUUCCGAAAAUUGUCGUUGGGUGCCCCUGAUAAUAAUGUAUCUGUUGUUUUAUAGACAUGUAAUUGAGAAGCGUCUAGGUCUUGCUAAUCCAGAUAAAAAUCAGCUUAACGUCACGUUCAGCCUACUCUGCAAGCUCGUUCUAAUUUAGCUUUUGCAUCUGACUUUAGCUUUUAUCAUGUUACUGGGAGCCACCAUUACUCUAUACGAUUAGGUCCAUGGGGUGACUCUCAAAUAUAAGGUCUAUUUGUGUGAUAUUAUACUAACGUACAUAUUGUUUCUAAGCAUCAGAAUGUAGCAGCGAAUUUGGAAUGCAAGACAAAAGAAUCCCAGAUAAUAGUAUUACGUCAUCGUCUGAGCUAAGCGCCAAUCACGCACCUGCAUUUGCUCGGCUGGAUGGACCGAGAGCCUGGUGCUCAGCUCCGGGAGAUAAAUCACCGUAUAUACAAAUUUCUUGGGACGAAGAAAACCUUAUAACAGCGAUAAAAACCCAGGGAAGUUCACGCGAUUCUAGUUGGGCCAGAAAUUUUGAAGUUACAUACUCGAGAGACGAAAAAUGGACAUCGUACGGAAAGGUAACUUUUUCUGAAAGCUAACAGUGAUGUUUUUACAGCAUUAUAAAGUUACUGUCGACGUACAAACAAAACCACUCUUUUUUUCAUAAUGACUACUUUGUCAUUACCAUUCACAUUGAAGGGAACAAAACGCAAGCAAAUGGCGAAACGAUAUGAUAAUCACCAUUACGGUGUUGAUGCUUGCGGUUUAGAUUUCUGACAUCUCGUUGGCUCUUUUCGGAACAUAACAACAUUCUUUACAUAUAUCUUGUAUUCUGUUCCCGUGGAGCCUAAACUACUACUGCGUUUAAACACACAAACCCAAAACUGAGAAAAUAUCGCGACCACGGUGUCACUUGCAAAUAUUUGAUGACACAUUACAAAUACAUUCAUUAUUACAAAUUUUAUCACUAUUAAAAACAAAGCUCCAUAAUUUUCUUUGCUAACAUAGCUAUUACUGAGCUAGGAAUAUAAACAUAGACCUUUUUUUCUGUUUACAGCCACUUAAAGGUAAUCGAAACAGCAGAUCCUUGAAAAAGAAUGUCUUCAAGCCACCAAUUAGGACACGAUCAAUCAGGAUAUACCCAAAAGACCCGUUUAGGUUUUUGAUGGUUCCUGUCGUUCCUUGUCUUAGAUUGGAGCUCUAUGGAUGUUCUACUCCAGGUAGGUAA